Messenger RNA from Penicillium pulvis, 447 nucleotides. RefSeq lists its product as uncharacterized. Lineage: Eukaryota; Fungi; Ascomycota; Eurotiomycetes; Eurotiales; Aspergillaceae. The record is from RefSeq and is a predicted model, not a curated record. Bases 1 to 447 code for a protein of 148 amino acids. The transcript has a single exon.
AUGACCGACCAGUGCCAGAUUCUGCUGGUCCCCGGCCCGGAACGAGUCAUUCACACCCCCGGUAUCCUUUACCAAGGAAAGACUGACCAGAUUACCAGACACUGUACUGGAACACCUGACUGUAUGAAAGCUUGUGGUGUUCGCCGGACCUUACCAGACUGGCAAUUUCAACAGCUCCACACCCGCAAAGGUAGUCGACCAUGGCUUUCACGACUCCUUCCUUACUCUUAUCAAGUCAUCAGCUGGGACGAGGGUGGUCACACGCCUACGUAUAUGGUGACGACCAAUUUCGAAGACAACUCGGUCCCAACUACGCUCGUUCAUAACCGUAAGCUUUGUCCUUGUGCUAAUCCCACAUGCUUGAGUCAUGAUGUUGUGAUGCUGACUGAAGUUCCUCAGACACCGGAAAUAGGCAAAUUGGACCCAGAUUGGCGUCCCGACUCAUGA